GGCUGGCGGCUGCCGUCUCCAGUCACCUCUGGUGCGGCACAAAGGACAGUGGUGCUGCGCUGCUUUUCCAGGAACACAAACCUCCCUCUUUAUUUUUGUGAGCUUAACGCGCCUCCGAGCACAGGAGUUUCAUUAAUACAUCACAAACAACAAAUCAAUCCGCAUAUCAAUCAACAUGUAGAUAAAUCAAUUUACAAAUUCUGGACUAAGUCAGUUGUGCAGUUAGUCAGCUGUUAGCAUCUGCCUCACGCAGUAUUGAGUAAAUGAAGGAUACUGGUCAGUGACAUUCGUCUCCUUACACAAUAUCGCAUUCGUUCACUCCCCGCCGUGACACCGGUUACAGAAGGUGGGAGUAAAAACAGGGCUGGUUGGAACGUGCGUCCUUCAUCCUGCAUAUCACACAACCAGUAGCACCACCAUGACUCGUACACUCUGCUCAGGAAGUGGGUGGUUGCUGUUCCUUGCGGCGCUGCGAACCGUGUUGGCACUCACUGACGAAGGAGAAGUCGAAGGUCUCAAUGCUGCCAAGAUGACAGUGGACAACGUUUGGACAGGAGCUGACACCAUUACUGUCUCCAUCCUGCCCUUUAACAUCUCCGACCGCAAAAUCAUGGUGUCUGUGCAGCAGCAGGACGACGACAGCAUGAUAGUGGUCGAUACGCUCCAGGGACCUGCGCUGAAUUUUCUCAUGCCAAUAAAGCAUCAAGUGGAUGAGCUUAUACCAGACACCUGGUAUAAGGUGUGUGUGGCAUUGAGUGAGCAGGAAAGCACCCAGCCUGAUACAUUACACAAUGAAUGUUACAAGGUCAAGACAUUCCCCAGAGUGGACAAUAUCAGAGGAGUGUAUGCAGCCCUGGUAGCUGUGGCUAUCUUCCUGGUGGUCUGUGGGGUGGGCUGGCUACUCUACAGGGUAUUUUGGGUUAAAUACUACACCCAAGUACUUAAAGUUCAAGACAACCAAGAAGUGGAGCAGCCGAUGGCAGGACAGACAGCCUCCAGCCCGACACAGAUCAUGACCUCAGAGACUGAAUCAUCACUCUCUACAGUAGGAACAACACAAUAGAACCACUGACAAUGUUCCUUCCACUGAUGAAAGGAGCACCAUUAGUCCUACAAAGCAUUAGGAUCCAUAUCAUUAUUACCAAUAAUAUAUAUCUGUAAUGUACUACAUAUAUCUGAAUUUGAAUAUGUACAAUUUUAAGUUGUACGUAACCAUUCCUAUUACUUACAACUUACAUGUUACUAUUACGGAAAAUAAAGUAAAACAUAC
This is a messenger RNA of Portunus trituberculatus (swimming crab), 1270 nucleotides long. RefSeq lists its product as uncharacterized. The coding region runs from base 419 to 1063 and encodes 214 amino acids. NCBI's taxonomy places the organism in Eukaryota, Metazoa, Arthropoda, Malacostraca, Decapoda, Portunidae. The record is from RefSeq and is a predicted model, not a curated record. The transcript is spliced from 6 exons.